AAACAAAAAAGGUGUCGACGACCCAAAAUAGAACUAGACUUUUUAUACACAAAUUUAUUGAUUCAGCUCAUCAGUAUUCAUGUGCACCGCGUGUUUUAAAUCACUCGAGUUGACGCGCCGAAAGUUUUUUUUCUCGCAAACUUGCAACGACCAGAAAAUUGCGUUUAUUCGCAAAAUAAUUCACUCAAGCCCGCCAAAAUUCCCUUUUUCCAGUCUGAUUGCAAAAUAUUCUGAUUGAAAUGAUAUUUGGUAUGUAAAAAAGUAUUUGAAUGUGAAUUGAAAUGGACGCUUGAAGAGUGAAGAGGAUGAAGAUAGAAAAAACUGUGUGAUUUUGAGUGAUAUUCGCAGCAAUGUGCGUCACGAUGCUCCACUCCAAACAAACAAGAAAGUGUAGUGUGGUGAUCGUCUGGGCGUCGUUUGUGUGUUCGCAAUGGGGUGUUUCGGCAGCAAAGAGAAACUCUCCAAAGAAGACAUGGAGUUCCUCAAGACCCACACUCGCUACGACGAGGCCACAAUCAAAGAAUGGUACAAAGGCUUCAAGCAAGACUGUCCAAACGGACAGCUGACGCCGGCCAAAUUCGUGGAUAUGUACAAGAUGUUCUUCCCAAGCGGAAACGCCGAGGAAUUCUGCGACCACGUUUUCCGCACGUUCGACAUGGACAAGAACGGCUACAUCGACUUUAAGGAAUUCUUAUUAGCCAUCGAUGUAACCUCGUCUGGAACUCCUGAAGAAAAACUCAAGUGGGCAUUCCGAAUGUACGACGUGGACGGCAACGGCGUCAUAGACAUCCAGGAAAUGACUAAAAUAGUACAGGCGAUAUACGACAUGUUGGGCGCAUGUUCUUCCAAUCGGCCGGCCGACUCUGCAGAGGACCGAGCCAAGAACAUUUUUGCCAAGAUGGACGAAAACAACGACGGACAACUAACGCAGGACGAGUUCCUCAAGGGUUGUCUGCAAGAUGAGGAGCUUUCCAAAAUGCUGGCGCCUUAAGUGGUGACCACGCGGACCUGUGUCAAUUGUUGGCUAGCUCUUGGUGCCCACAAGUCGGCGACCUUCAGUCGCUGUAUUUGAAAAAAAGUCGACUGCUGCCGGCUAAUAAUUCUCAAAACAGAAAAAACAAAACACACUAACACACAUAAACACAGACAGACAAAACACACACACACACUCAGACAUUUAUAAGCUAUAAGUAUAGGAAUAAUAUCUUAAGAUAAAACCAGAAGGGCAUGCAUCAAAAAGAGCAACUCUGGCAAAGAGUUUCUAGUCAAUCACAAGAUGUAAUUAAAUUAUGAUUGCUCCUCUUUUUUCGUUGGUGGAAAAAAAUGUUAUGGUGGAUUUUAUCGAAUUUCGGUGCUGCAUUUUUUUUUU
Molecule: messenger RNA, 1369 nt
Organism: Neocloeon triangulifer
Lineage: Eukaryota; Metazoa; Arthropoda; Insecta; Ephemeroptera; Baetidae
Product: neuronal calcium sensor 2
Exons: 5
Coding region: 431-991 (186 amino acids)
Molecular function (GO): calcium ion binding
Source: RefSeq, a predicted model, not a curated record